Striga hermonthica is the source of this 1230-nucleotide messenger RNA. Lineage: Eukaryota; Viridiplantae; Streptophyta; Magnoliopsida; Lamiales; Orobanchaceae. The record is from the annotation of a GenBank genome assembly.
AUGGAGAACAAACUGGCCAAAUGGGGUUUCAAGAACCAGAAGGAGCCCAGCCCCACCAUUAGAGAUGUUCUUGAGAUUUUAAAGCGAAAUCUCAAAAAUGAGCAGAGGCCGAUAAUCCAUCUCGGCCAUGGCGACCCAUCUCCCUACCCGAGCUUCCGAACAACCCCAGUUGUCGAAAAUGCCCUUUGCGCCGCCGUUAAGUCCUCUCUCUUCAACGGCUACGCCCCUUCGGCCGGUAUCCCCGUAGCAAGAAGGGCUGUUGCGGAGCACCUAAGCAAGGAUCUUCCGUAUAGCCUUUCGGAAGACGACAUAUUUCUAACUGCAGGCGCCAAUCAUGCAAUCGAGGUCUUACUCACUGUCCUCGCUCGGCCGGGGGCCAACAUAUUACUUCCAAAACCGGGAUACCCAUUUUACGAAGCUAAUGCUGGAUUUAGCAAUCUCGAGGUUCGACAUUUUGACCUCCUUCCCGAUAAAGGUUGGGAGAUCGAUCUGGAAGGCGUGGAAAAAUUGGCAGAUGAUAACACCAUUGCCAUGGUCAUCAUCAACCCUGGGAACCCAUGUGGGAAUGUUUUCACAAUCGAGCAUAUGCAGAAGAUAGCAGAGACUGCUGAAAGGAUAGGUGUUGUUCUGAUUGCGGAUGAAAUUUAUAAUCAUCUCGUUUAUGGGUGUAACCAAUUUGUAUCUAUGGGAUCUAUUGCCCCUGUUCUUACUCUGGGAUCGAUUUCUAAGAGAUGGCUUGUGCCUGGUUUGAGACUUGGCUGGAUUGCUGUUACCGAUCCAAAUGGGGUCCUCAAAAAAUCGGGGCUCGUGGAAUGCAUUCACAGCUAUCUUAACGUCGCUGCUGAUCCCGCAACUCCUAUACAGGGUGCUCUUCCUGAAAUCCUGGAGAAGACGAGUAAGGAUUUCUUCUUAAAAACCAAUCGUACGCUACGAGAAGUCGUGGAUGUUUGUUAUGACAAACUUAGUGAGAUUCCUGCACUGAAAUGUCUGCACAAACCUGAAGGAGCUAUGUCUACAAUGGUUAAGAUAAAUCUCUCGUUGUUGGAGGAUGUUGAAGAUGACAUGGAUUUUGCUUUGAAGCUUGCUAGUGAAGAAUCAGUUCUUGUUCUGCCAGGAUCUGUCGUGGGACUAAAAAAUUGGCUGCGCCUGAGUUUCGCGGUGGAGCUGACGAAUCUCCAAGAAGGACUCGAGAGAAUCGAAUACUUCUGUUCGAGGCAUUCAAAGAAGUAA